Molecule: messenger RNA, 7112 nt
Organism: Myiozetetes cayanensis
Lineage: Eukaryota; Metazoa; Chordata; Aves; Passeriformes; Tyrannidae
Gene: CAMKK1
Product: calcium/calmodulin dependent protein kinase kinase 1
Biological process (GO): activation of protein kinase activity; CAMKK-AMPK signaling cascade; protein phosphorylation
Molecular function (GO): protein kinase activity; ATP binding
Source: RefSeq, a predicted model, not a curated record
CUCCGUGCAGGUUUGUCGCUGCUUCCUAAGGCUCCUUGCUGCCCUUGGGCUCAGCCUGAGCUCCUCAAAGUUUGGGUUUUCUCAAGGAUCAGUGCCUUGGUCUGAGCUGUCCUGCCCUGGCCGUGUCUCGGAGCACACACCUGGCAGCCAGGCUGGCAUGAGAGGGGCUUAUCUUCCUCUCUGCUUACCUUGGCUCUGAGGGACCAUAACCUGCAGCUCCCGAAGGCCUGUGUGCGGUGAAGGAAAACUGCUGAUCCUGCAGAGAUAUCACUUUAUUCAGCUGCUCUGUUAAAGGUGUUUCAUGGAGCCUUUCCUCCAUGCCCCAUGCUGCCUGUGAAACUUAGUCCUGCUGCUCUCCACGGGGCCAUCUGAGAGCACAGCAGCUGGACACAGCGAUGGGGGACUCUUCGGGAAACGCCAUGGAUGGAGGCACGGACACACCGACUGAGCUGGCAGAGCGGGUCGCAGCCAUAGAUGUGUGUGUUGUCCCAGACAGAGGAGACCAAAAUGGUGAAGAUGAUGCUGAAGAGAAUGACACAGUGUUUUCUGAUAAUGUAAAGGACAUCCAAAGAAAUGGAGUCAACAGUGACGUGGGAAUCAAUGAACUUCUGCCUUCCCCGCAGUCAGAAGAUGCCCAGUUGAGGCAUGUUCCCAAGAGACCUCCCACUAGACCUGGUCUGUCAAGUAGGAAGCUGUCCCUUCAGGAAAGAUCAUCAGGAGGUUAUUUGGCUUCUAGCAACACCCCAGGUUGUGGCCCUUAUGCCACAGGACCGUCACCACGAAUAAUGAGGAGACCAACGAUAGAGUCCAACCGGGUCUCCAUCUCAGAUUCUGAGGACUGUGUGCAAUUAAACCAGUACAAGCUGCAGAGCGAAAUAGGCAAGGGUUCCUACGGCGUUGUGAAACUGGCCUACAACGAGGACGACGACAAGUAUUACGCUAUGAAAGUCCUCUCCAAAAAGAAGCUCCUGAAGCAGUACGGAUUUCCACGUCGGCCUCCUCCCAGAGGGUCGAAAGCGUCCUCUGGAGAGCAGCCCAAGCCCAUGGCACCACUGGACAGAGUCUAUCAGGAAAUAGCCAUCCUAAAGAAGCUGGACCACAUCAACAUCGUUAAGCUGAUAGAGGUCCUUGAUGAUCCUGCAGAGGACAACUUGUACAUGGUGUUUGACCUCAUGAGGAAAGGGCCUGUCAUGGAGGUCCCCAGUGAGCAGCCUUUCAGUGAGGAGCAGGCUCGGCUCUACUUCCGAGACAUCGUCCUGGGCAUCGAGUACUUGCACUACCAGAAGAUCAUCCACCGGGACAUCAAACCUUCCAACCUGCUCCUAGGAGAUGAUGGGCACAUCAAAAUCGCUGAUUUUGGAGUCAGCAAUCAGUUUGAAGGGAAUGAUGCCCAGCUCUCCAGCACGGCAGGGACACCAGCCUUCAUGGCACCAGAGGCCAUCUCACAGACUGGCAAGAGUUUCAGUGGAAAGGCUCUGGAUGUCUGGGCCAUGGGAAUCACCCUGUACUGCUUUGUUUAUGGGAAGUGCCCUUUUAUAGAUGAAUAUAUUCUGGGUCUUCAUAACAGGAUCAAGACCAAGCCUGUGGAGUUCCCAGAAGAAGCACAGAUAAGUGAUGAGCUCAAGGAACUGAUGCUGCGCAUGCUGGAUAAAAAUCCAGAAACAAGGAUAACAGUCCCAGAAAUUAAGGUGCACCCCUGGCUGACGAGGGGCGGGGAGGAGCCGCUGCCGCUGGAGGAGGAGCACUGCUCCGUGGUGGAGGUGACCGAGGAGGAGGUGAAGAACUCGGUGAAGACCAUCCCCAGUUUGCCAGCUGUGAUCCUGGUGAAGGCCAUGCUAAGGAAACGCUCCUUUGGAAAUCCCUUCGAGGUCCAGACGAGGCGGGAGGAGAGAUCCAUGUCUGCCCCGGGGAAUUUGCUGAUAAAACAAGGGAGCAGAGAAGGAUCCAGGGACCCCGAGCUGCCUGAUGUGUGUGAAGACGAAGCCACGUCCUGAGGCUGCCCGGCCGGUCCCGCUCGUGCUGCUGCUGUUGUGCCCAUCGUGGUGUUGUGUAGCACCAUCGCCCUCAUCACCCCCUCUGGGGCCUGCAAAGCAAAAAAAAACAAAACAAAACAAACCACGACCAAACAAAAGCCACCAAAAUGGGACCCACCCAGAAAACCAGGCGGGAGGAGCAGAGCAGCCAGAAGGAGCAGAGCGAGUCCUCGGGCGAGGCGUCCGUGCCCUCCUCCGUGUGUGCCUUGCUCUCCACUUGUGCUUCACCCCUGGGCUCUGUCCCCUGGGUGUCUUGGCUGAGGAAUGUGGGUUUAUUUGUAACGUUGUCUCAGGGGUCCCUCGCCCCAGAGGCCUUUUCCUUGCGUUUUUGUGUUCUCUCAUUUCAAGCAUCAGGAGGAAAAGCGACGUCGGAGCCAGGUUUUGUGUCAGAGAGCAACUGUUUUAUUGAGUGCACAAGUAAAGCACCUCUGUUUGUCAGGACACAGUCCUGCUCCUGCUGUGGAGCUGAGGGCAGAAUUUGGGUAGCAGUUAAAUGAGGAUGAGAUCUUGCUUUUGGAGCGAACACUCUCCCUCCCAAUGCCUUUCUUUCUCUUUCCUUUUCCUUCUCCUCUCCCCCCUCAGUUUUUCACAGCUGUCAGUCCUGCUUGCUUCAGCCAGUGCAGUGUUGUGAAACAGAGCUUGCACCAUGCAGUGAGCCUUGGGAUGUCACAGAGCUCUGGAGCAGGGGGAUGUGCUGCUCCCUGGAACAGCUCAGUGCCCCAGGGACACCUGCUGACCAAGGCUGCUCUUCCCACAGAGCUGGGAAUGCCCCCCAUCAUCUGCACCCACUCCUGCACCCACGGACCUUGUUCUCAAGCUGGAGAGAGCUGCAGGUUUUGGGGUUAUUUUGUUUCAUUCGUUUCCCUCACUCAUCUCUUACCUGAUGCUUUUAAACUUUCGUUUCCUGAAAACCACCCAAACAGGGAGAGCUCCCGGGGAUGGAAAAUGCUGGUGGAGGGUUUUUAGACUGAGGAAAGCUACAGAACACAAGAUCACAACUUGAUCUUUUGGUUUAUUUUUUUAAGGCUUUAAUUUUUAAUUUUAUUUUAAGAGACUGUAAUUCUUAUGCAUGUGCUGAUGCUGCUAUUUUAUCCAUAGAUUGCUUCUAAACUUGGGAUUAGAAGCUUCAUCUCUACAGUUUGACAACAGGUGAGAGAUUGCACUUGAAAAGGAAAUGCAGCCAUUUCCAUGGCUGUUGACUGACUGGACUUGUGUGGAUAAUCAGGAAUUCCACUCUUGCAUUCAGAGAGUAAAAAGCAGUGACAUCAAUUCAUCAAAAUAUAUGUCAUUAUUUUCCCUUGAGCUUUAUGGGGUCUGAACGUGCCCCUGGGAAGCCAAAGGGAUUGGAAUCUUAUUUUAUAGCACUUAAAUAAAGGACAUGAUUACAUUUGGUUCCUACACAAUCAUCUUACUGUCUGUUUUUUUUUUUUAAGGUUUAAUCCUGAGGACUUUGUUCCUUAAUUUUUUUUGUGCAAGGAGAUACCUGCACAGGGGUUGUUGGUAGUGACUGGUAUAUUCUGGUGUUCCUGUUCUGUUUGCUGUGAUCUAUCUUGGUGGUUCCCAACGUUUUCAUAGCUGGGCUUUGCUGCCAGUGCCUUCUGCCUGUCCCCAACCUGUCACCUCCCCUCCCUCAUCCUCAGCCACCUCGGUGGGAUGCCCAGCAGUCACAUCUCACCUGUAAAUACUGGCAAAUUGGGAAAUAAUAUGGCAUCUGAUGGAUUUCACCGAGGAGACCUUUAAUAUUUAAAGCUGGCAGUGAUGUUGGAUCCUGGAAAGGUUACUUGCUGUGGGCCUGAGCUCUGCACUGCUGCAUCCAGCUGCUAAACCCUGCUUGUCUGUGUGUCUGCCUGUGCUCAGCAUCCUCCAAAGAACCCUGGUCCUGCACCAGCUGAUCCAUCCCACCGGGACACUGCACCUUUUGCUGGGAUCCUGCUGCCCUGUGGUGAAGAUUUAGGUACCCAGAGACAGGGGGUGAAAGUGGAGGUGGGGACUCAGCAGGUCUGAGGGCACAGGGGGCUCUGCAGAUGGAAGAGACUGGCCAGGAGGAUCCGCUGCCUGAGGAAGGGAGCUGGGCUGUGCUGGGGUGCCACAGCUCCUGCUGCACACCAGGGGCCCAGCUGGACAAACUGCCCCCCAGUUUGGGGCAAAAAAAGGACUUUCUCCAACUGGUGUCUCCAGGGCAAGGCCAGGGAGCGACCCUGGGACAAGGUCAUGUCUCAGGAAGGCCCCUUACCCCUGGGAGAGAAGGGAGAACUGAUCAUCCUUUACCCCUGUGGGACUUCUGAGGUCUAAGCAAUACUUGGGUUGAGCUCAAAGAGCUCCAAGAAUGCAGGCAUGGGGUUAGUUCUUGUAUUUUUAAUAUGUGGGAAGAAUAAUUUGCUAAUCCAGGCAGCUGGGGUUAUUUUAGUGAUGCCCAAGGGGUGGGAGCUGGCAGGGCAAGGCUGCAGGAGGGCUCUUCUCAGCCUCAAUUAGUACAACCAAACAAAUUAUGAUUUACAAAUUAACUCCAUGUCCUGUUCCUUCAGUGGUAGCUAAAGCAUCACUUCAGGUUUGGAGGGGGUGGAUGUUUUUCUUACCAUUAUCCCAAAAUGUACUUUGAAAUACCUGCCCUUUCAGCUGAAAGAAAUCCCUCUGGAGCUGUUCCCACAGGUCCAGGAAGCAACCAAGAGCUGAGCUCGUGUCAUACCUUGCUUCUUCAGCAGAUCUGCCAACAGUCUUUAUCCCUCCAGAAAUCACCCCAUAUUGCAUCACAAACAGCAGCCUGAAAACUUGCACGAACUGAGAUGAAAGAGGUGCCCUGGCAGCAAGAGAAACACUCAGAGAGGCAAAAAUAGGCCCUACUUCUCACUCAGCUGUGGUGAAAUCCUUGUUUGGGUGUGUGUUAGAGCAGCUUGGAGCAAUGCUGGUUCUGCUCUGAAGAAAGGAAGAGACUAAAGAGAGUGUUUAUUCGAAAAUAAACAUCUCUGGUAAGGCAGCACUUUCAGCUGUUGAGGAAAAGGAUUCUCUUUAGCUGGAUGGGUAAAUAUUUGUCUGCUUCUGUCUGUGAUUGAGGGGAUGGGGUUCGGUGUGGGCUCCAAGAAGCAGGAAGAGCUGGAGUGGGCACGUUGUGAUGCUUUUGUGUGUGCUCUGUAUUUGUCCCCUCCAAAUCCCCACUUGCCUGUGCAAUUCCUGGAGCACCAGGGUGAUGUGAACUGUGUUAGCUGGGCUCUGAGUCCCAAGGAGGGCUCCUCUUCCCCCCAGCACAACAGCACCAUUGGCUCUGUCAGCUUUUCCAGCUUGGGAAUGCUGAGGGACUUGGAAGGAAGUUUCUCUUCAGGGGGAAAUACAGGAGGUGGAUUUCUUUGUCUUGCUCAACCAAUAGCUCUAGGCCUUCAGUUUGGGGGAUAAUGCUAAGCAAAAAUCCUGGUUUAGUCUCUCCUGUCUGGCAGGGAGGAAUGGUCAGUCCAUGUCUUUAACCCUUUGGGCAGGAAUGUGUUGCUGUGAAGGUCACACCUGCAAAUAAAUGAGGUUUUCAGCAUCAGGGCUGGUGGUGGGAAGGCUGACUUUGUGUCCAGCUGCAUCCAAAGGGAGCCCGGCAGGGGACAGUGGAGCUGCUCCGUGCAAAGCAAAUUGUGACUGAAUAAAACAACUCCCAGGAUGGGAUUUAAUUCCUUAUUUAUUGCCAGACUUGCGAGGAGGAGCCAGUGGGGGGAAUUUCUUGUUCCUUCAGCACAACUCUGUGUCCUGAGGGCAUCGGCAGCGCUGCCACAGGGGCCAGGGCAGGAUUUCCUCCCUCUGAGCUGUGUGGCUCGUUUGCCCUCUCCAGCUCAGUGCUGUCCCUGCCCAGAAACACCAGGAGCUUUGUCCCACCAGGAGCUUUGUCCCACCAGUCCAGGGGUUUUGUUUUCAGACCCAGGUGCUCUCCAAGGGUUGUGGCUGCCCUUGCUCAUUCCCAGAGCCCCUGCAGCAGCAUCCCAUGGCUUUGGAUGUUCUCACACACGUGAGAGGCUGGUGCAGGACUGCAGGGUGUCCUCUGAUGGUGCAGGCAGUGCAGGAGCUCCAGAGCAGGGACAGUCAGGGUGGUUGUCUCUGGGUAGAUGGGCAAUGCAGUCUAACAGGAUCAUUUAUGGCCUUGGACACCUUCCUCCAUGAUUCCAGGUGCAGAGCCCCCAUCUCCAGCUCUUGGGGAGCUGCUCAGUGUUACUGCCCUGCCACAAGCAAAGCUGGUGCUGGUUUGGGAUGGGUGAUCCCAGCUCUGUGUGGGAUGGCACUGGCAGGGGAGGCAGGAUCCUUUCUGCCCCCAGGGGAUGGGGAUCUCAGGGAGUGUGAAAACAUUUCCAGAGGCAGGAGAGCUGUGCUGGGGGGUCCCACUGGGAGCACCACUGUGUCCAGUGUCCAGCAGGGAGACUGGAAAGCAGGUAGUGGAGGUUUUGUGUGUAAAUGUAACUUAGUUUGGGUGCCAAACUUGCCUGCUUUACCAGGGCACGUUUCCAGUGGAGCUUGCUGAGCACAGCAGUGGAAAGGAUUCCUUUGUGGCCCAGAGCCUCCCACAGAAGACCAUGCUCUGCUUGAGUCCCUCCCAAACUGAAUUAACCUGGAUUAUCCCAUGGCCCUGUUGCUCUGAAUGCAGCCUUCCAUAGGAUGAGGGAAGCAAAGCAGCUGGACAGUUGCUGCCUUGCUCCUCCCCUUCCUGAAGAAAAGCCAUGUCCUCUCAGAGCUGCUGCCCAGGCCCUCAGUCAGUAGCCACAAGCCAUCAAUCAAAGCUUUCCAAAAAAAAAAAAAAGUGUAAAUUCAAAAAAAAAAAAAAAAAAAAGAUUGCAACUUCUGAGGGUGUCAUUCAGAUCCUCUGUGCCGUGUUUUUGCUGCUGUUUCCCAUUUCUAGGCCUGUUCUGAUUUAAGUCUCUCGUUCCACUCGGUGUUCGAUUCCUGACCCUGUGUGUGCUCUGCUGUGACUCAAGCAUGAUGUAAAAAUGCACUCAGAACUGUAACAGCACGUGGCUGUUACACUGUAAAUAUGUACCAUGAAGAGAGAGGCUAUUUUUUGCAUGCUUUUGUACUGUAGAACUGAGGAGAAAACGACAAUAAAGUCCACAGAGAUGA